AUGGAACCCCUCCGCCACCUGGUCCUACCAAGUCAAAACACGGCAGCGGCACCGCCAUACGCAUUCACCGAGCCAACGCACGAGCAGACCCGCAGAGCCCAAGGCGAGGCAAGAGCCGUCCCCAAUUCUUUUCGCGUGCUGGUCAGAAUCGUUGCCCUGGCGGCGGCAGCGUCCAUCAUCGGCGUCCUCGCUCAUGCCACCGUCGUGUGGAUCAACACUCGGAGUGUGAUUCUGCAGCAGCCAGAUGGCUCUUUCCAGCGGGGGUGGCCAGACCAUAUCGACCUAUGGCCGACCUGGGUGAUGCUCGCCGCCGCCGUCAUCGCCGUCGUUGUCCAACUCCUUUCCAUGCUCACAUUCUGUGGAGGGAUCCGUCGCCUGCGCGAAACCCGCCUGCACGCCGGAGCCGUCUUCUUCACGUCCCUGAUUGGAAUCGCCGCAUGGGUGGCUGCGGCUGUCUACUUCAAAUUGCAGGACAACAAGGGCAAAAAGGGCUGGGGCUUGUGGUCGUGGUCGUGCACACACCAAUACCUCAACAAUGGGAAGAUGUCGUUUGAGUUCAUGUGCACUGAAAUGAAAUACACGUUCAUCGCGUCGAUUGUGGUCGCCGCUCUGGAACUUAUAAGCUUGGUCAUCUUUGGCGUUACCCUGAUCCGCCUCCGCAAAAGAGAAUCAGGUUAUAGCAAGCUCUAUAUGGCGCAGACUUGA
Molecule: messenger RNA, 705 nt
Organism: Fonsecaea nubica
Lineage: Eukaryota; Fungi; Ascomycota; Eurotiomycetes; Chaetothyriales; Herpotrichiellaceae
Exons: 3
Coding region: 1-705 (234 amino acids)
Source: RefSeq, a predicted model, not a curated record